Sabethes cyaneus is the source of this 1292-nucleotide messenger RNA. RefSeq names its product protein arginine methyltransferase NDUFAF7 homolog, mitochondrial. Gene Ontology annotation, cellular component: mitochondrion. The record is from RefSeq and is a predicted model, not a curated record. Gene Ontology annotation, biological process: mitochondrial respiratory chain complex I assembly. The transcript has a single exon. Gene Ontology annotation, molecular function: protein-arginine omega-N symmetric methyltransferase activity. Bases 21 to 1292 code for a protein of 423 amino acids. NCBI's taxonomy places the organism in Eukaryota, Metazoa, Arthropoda, Insecta, Diptera, Culicidae.
UUUGAAAAAAGUAUUAAAAUAUGAACCCCAGAAUUGUCGGCCGAUUGGCUCAGCAAGUUCGACGGUACAGUUACAAACCGGUUCGACGAGUGCCGUUGCCACCGGCAAGCAAAACGACGGCGCCGGAUGUGAAACCAGCCGAUGGCUUCCAGCUUGCUAACGAGCUCCGCUCGCGGAUAGCUGCCGGUGGCCCGAUUCCGAUUGCAACGUACAUGAAACAGGUACUUACGAAUCCGGCGGCCGGGUACUACAUGACCGCAGAUGCGGUCUUCGGACGGAAGGGUGACUUCAUUACGUCCCCGGAGAUUGGGCAGGUUUUCGGCGAAGUCCUGGCGGUGUGGAGUUUGAACGAGUGGCACAAGUUUGGCCGGCCGGUUCCGUUCCAGCUGGUUGAGCUCGGGCCCGGUAAGGGUACGAUGAUGAGCGAUGUGCUGAGGGUGUACGGAAAGUUUAAAGUAACGGCUGGACUGACGGUGCAUCUGGUGGAAAUGAGCGAACGGCUGAGUAAGGUUCAGGCUAGUUUGUUGUGUCGUAGCAGUGCCGAGUGUGGUGAUAAGGGUUACUAUCGGUCGGGCGUGACGGCCGAUGGGGUGAAGGUGUACUGGUACCGACGGUUGGAAGAUGUUCCGCAGGGGUUUUCGCUGAUAUUUGCGCAUGAGUUUUUCGAUGCACUGCCGAUUCAUAAGUUUGUGAAAGAGGGUGACGCCUGGAAGGAGGUUUUGAUCGAUGUUGACCCAGAGGAGGGGGAGAAGUUUCGGUUCGUUGCUUCGAAAGCCGAUACGCCGAUGUUGCGAUUGUUUCUGAACAGCUACUGUUCGGAAGCGAUUAAAGAGCGGGAUCACGUGGAAAUGUCGUUCGAAUCGGAGGCUGUAAUUCAGGAGAUUGGUAGCCGGCUCAGUUCGAACGGUGGACUGGCGCUGAUAGUGGACUAUGGGCACUUGGGCGACAAGGGGGACACUUUUCGGGCUUUUCGACAUCACAAACUGCACGAUCCGCUGGUGGAACCCGGCUGUGCCGAUCUGACGGCGGAUGUGGAUUUCUCACUGCUGAAGUUGUUUUGCGAACGCACGGGAAAGAUUUUCACCGUUGGACCAACCAGUCAGCGGGCCUUCCUGGAGAUGGCAGGUGCCCGGGAGCGGCUGGAGGUGCUACUAGCUGCCGCUAGUAGUGAGGAGGAGAAGCAUCGGCUGACCGAUGGGUUCCGGAUGCUUACGGAUGACGAUCAGAUGGGCAGUAGGUUUAAAUUUUUUGCUUUGCUUCCAAUGGAACUGAAACAGAUGUUUAAGAAAUAA